Messenger RNA from Musa acuminata AAA Group (dessert banana), 2432 nucleotides. RefSeq names its product trihelix transcription factor ASR3-like. Bases 1280 to 2296 code for a protein of 338 amino acids. The record is from RefSeq and is a predicted model, not a curated record. The transcript has 4 exons. NCBI's taxonomy places the organism in Eukaryota, Viridiplantae, Streptophyta, Magnoliopsida, Zingiberales, Musaceae.
CUAAAGUAAAUGUUCUGUUUAGUUUCCAUGCUUUUUCCUAUUCUUCCUAUGGUGAAAAGGAAGAAGAAGAGGCAUGAACAAGCCUUCAGCACCCAGGGUAGCAAACUGAUGGCUGCUAUUGUUACUGUUCCCGAUAGAGUUGGAUGAGCUUCGUCUUCCAGAAGAGAGGUGUUGGGUUUUAGCAGCUCAGAUGUCUUAUCCCUGCGGCUCUAUCUUCUCACUCUCCACAAAGCUGCAGCCGUGGGAAUGCUUGCUUAUGACAUAGAGAAACUUUCCGACCAAGAAGCUGUCAAAACUUUGUGAUGUUGCAGAUGAAGAAGAUGAUAUCGGAUGCAAAAGAUCAGAGGUUAGUUUCUUUGCUUGUACUCAUCAGAUGGCGCUUGAAAGGUUUCAUGGUUCUGAUCAUAAGAUCUUGAAGUGAAAACACGCUUAAUAUGCUUCUUCAAUAUGUUAUCAUAAGAUCUAGAAGUGUGUUAAACUAAAAUUUCAUAAACCCAACCCAAAGCACUCUUAUGGAUUGAUCGAAAAAUGUAAGAUUUCAGUUGAAAGUCAACCCACUGAAAACUAAAUUUGUUGGUGACGACAUCCGAAAUUUGUCGCUUACAUGCACCUAAAUCUAAAUCCGUAAGGCUGUGGUCCACAUAGUGACUCUGACCCAAACUCAAUCAGUGUACUGAGUUUUGGACCAGAAUAUUAGGCUGUUUAAAUUAUUUCCCAACAUCAAUUCCAUCUGAUUACAUUUGCAUUUUUGGUCACGAGAUUAUGAUUUCUGGCCCUCCACACCCACAAUAGAAAACGCAUGAAGCUUAUCGACACCCCCCCUCCUAAAUUCCACCACCGGAUAAUAAACCUCACCACGACGUUACCCACUUCAUAAUCUUCGGUAUGGAAAACCCCCCCGACGUCGAACAUAAAACGUUACAUAGCUAAUUUGGACCGUGCCGGUGUUAUGGCUUUUUUGGGAAUAAACAAAUUAGUAGGGGGUAAAACGAAAAAAGUAUAACGAGUACUUCUGUCAAUAUAAGUUCAACGGGGGGUUUCGUAAGGCGUUUUUGGGAAUAUAUAGUUUGAGUAGGGGGUUACACGUAAAAAGGGUGACAUUAUACCUGUCCUCCGACCACUAUAAGCCUUAACUCCGUCCCCUCCUCCCGCUCCGCCUCGCUAUCCGUUUCGCUUCUCUCUUCCUUUCUCUGUAAUCUAAAAAAGAAAAGCGUAGAGAGAGAAAGAGAGAAGAGAGAGGAGAAGAAAAGCCGCAGCAGAAGCCAAUGCCCAAAAAGCCAUGUCCGAAGCCGCCGAACACUCCUCCGCCUUAGCCCUCCUCCACCACCACCACCAACCGCCGCCACAUCCGCAUGCGCAGCCUCCCGCGUCCCCUUCCGCGGCCGGCGGCAUCGUCCGAUGCUACCGCAAGGGCAACUGGACGCUCCACGAGACCCUCAUCCUCAUCACCGCCAAGCGCCUCGACGACGAACGCCGCGCGGGGGCCUCCUCCUCCUUGGCGCACUGCUCCCCCUCCGCCGCCGCGGGAGGCGGCCCCGUGGCCGUUCCCAGGUCCGCGGAGCAACGGUGGAAGUGGGUCGAGAACUACUGCUGGCGCAACGGCUGUCUGCGGAGCCAGAACCAGUGCAACGACAAGUGGGACAACCUCCUCCGCGACUACAAGAAGGUGCGCGGCUACGAGGCCCGAGCCGGCGGCGGGGAGCUACCGUCUUACUGGGCCAUGGAGCGGCACGAGCGGAAGGAGCGCAACCUCCCCACGAACCUCGCCGGCGAGGUUUUUGAGGCCCUGACCGACGUCCUAAGCCGCCGCGCCGCACGCCGGGCCAACGCCACCCCGGUCUCCUCCCGUCCACCCCCUCCACCCCCCUCGCCCCCCCGGCUGCCGCAGCCGCCUGCCAACCCUCCGCCUCCCCCUCCUCUUCCUCCUCCUCCGCCACCCCCACCACCGCCAGCACAGCCGUCUGUUUCCGUGGAGAUGUCGGAAUCGUCGGAGUCGGAGGAGAACGAGGAGGCGGGGGCGGCGGAGCCGGAGGCGAAGCGGCGCCGGCUGCGGCGGUUAGGGUCGAGCGUGGUGCGGAGCGCGACGGUGCUGGCGCGGACCCUGCUCGCGUGCGAGGAGAAGCGGGAGCAGCGCCACCGGGAGCUGGUGGAGCUGGAGGAGCGGCGUCUGCGGCUGGAGGAGGAGCGGACGGAGAUGCGGCGCCAGGGCUUCGCCGGGCUCAUCUCCGCCGUCAACAACCUCUCCGGCGCGAUCCACGCCCUUGUCGCCGACCACCGCAACGGCGACCACAGGUGAACCGCACCAGACCAGACCGGACCGGACCGUCUCCUCUCCCAAUCUGGCCCAACACGGAGUCGGUGGUUCGGUUGUAAAUAAAUGGCCUUCAAGCGGGUAUCAAUUUUUUGGGUGCGAUUAUUGAUUUGUUUCGACA